Molecule: messenger RNA, 4343 nt
Organism: Phalacrocorax carbo (great cormorant)
Lineage: Eukaryota; Metazoa; Chordata; Aves; Suliformes; Phalacrocoracidae
Source: RefSeq, a predicted model, not a curated record
UCAGACCGGGGAUCGGCGAUGGCUCCGCAGUGACGGUUGGAUCUAACGGUUGCCGUUGACAUUGCGGCGCGGAGCGGAUCGGGCGGGCUGAUCCCCUUUCCGCUGAACGGCGCCCGCCCCGCCGCCGCGCAGCUGGGCAAAGCCCACCGGGCCCCCGCGGAGGUAGGCCGCGGCGGCGCCGUGGUGAUGCGGCCGCGCUGAGGCCCAGGUGCAUCCGCCUCCCUCCCUCCCUCCCCCGCCGCCGGAUCGGGCGGCGCGGCCCGGCCCGGCUCCGCCGCCGCCCUGAGCUGGCUUCGCGGUUCCUCCCUGCGGUCGCCGCCAUGCCGGGUCGCCGCUGAGGUAGCGUCCGCUGGGAGAGGAGCAGGGCCCGGGGGAGGGCGGCCCGGCAUGGCCCGCAGCCUGGAGUAGCGCCGCCGCCACCGCCUCGCUGCGCUGUGUGGCUGCGGGCGGGCCGAGGCCGCUUGCUCGGGAGCGAGGCCCCCGCUGGAGGCGGAGGAGGAGCCAGCGCGGCCCCUCUGACAGGGCCGCCGCGGCCUCCGCGCUGUCGCCGCCGCCGUCGGGCGGCUUCAGGUGGCCCCGGAUCAAGGUGACACCCGGCCUCCCCCCGCCCCGGGGCCACCUGCCCCUUCGGCGGGCACGGACUCGGCGCCGCGCCUUCUUCUCACCCCGGAGCCGGCGGCGUGCGAGCGGCUGCGAUGAACCCGGUGAAUGCCACUGCUCUCUACGUUUCAGCGAGCCGCCUGGUGCUCAACUACGACCCUGGGGAUCCCCAGUCUUUUACAGAGAUUAACAAGCUCCUGCCCUACUUCAGGCAGUCCCUCUCCUGCUGCGUUUGCGGAAAUUUGCUACAAGACCCUAUUGCUCCUACCAACUCCACAUGCCAGCAUUAUGUCUGCAAAAGCUGUAAAGGCAAGAAGAUGAUGAUGAAACCGUCAUGUAGCUGGUGCAAGGACUACGAACAGUUUGAGGAGAAUAAGCAGCUAAGCAUCUUAGUGAACUGCUAUAAGAAACUUUGCGAAUACAUAACGCAAACUCCACUGGCACGAGAUAUUAUUCAAGCAGUUGACUGUUCUGCUGAUCUCUUGGCUCUGCUCAAAGAUGGAUCACCCCUCCACGAAGAGACAGAAAAAUCUUCCGAUACAGCCUUGGCUUUGACACAUUCCCCAGUACCUUCAACCUCAGAACUCACAACCGAUCCUCCAGCUAGUUUUACGUCAAUACCUGAAAGCACACACAACAUCGAUAUUAGAGGUUCUGUUAUCAACGGGUUGCCCAAUUGUAAUGGGCUUUCGGUAGAUAAACUUGGAGUGAAUAUUCCUUCUCCUGAACACGCAAAUACAAUUGAUGUCUGUAGUACUGGAGAGUAUAUAAAAACUGAAGAUAUCUCUAGCAGCCUGCAGCCUGUGUGCGAUACAGUUUCUGCUAGUGACUUGUGUACGACAGGCAUUGACAUCUGCAGUUUCAGUGAGGAUAUAAAACCAGGUGGGUCGCUGCUCCUUAGCGUUGAGGAAGUUCUCCGGAGCUUAGAGACCGUUUCAAAUACUGAAGUCUGUGAUUCUAAUUUGCAGCCCAGCUUGGAAGCAAACAUGACUAAUGGUCCUUUCCUGCAGCUUUCUCCCCCGCCUCUUAGCCAUAACAUUUUCAUGCCCACAGAUGCUUCUCCUCAUGGAAUAUCCUGUACAGCGGCGACGCCCAAGGUGGUCAAGUUAAACAGAAAGCGGUCUCGAUCAGAAAGCGACAGUGAAAAGGUUCAACCUCUACCCAUUUCCAGCAUCAUCUGUGGCCCAACAUUGGGAGCAUCAGCUCCCGUAACAGUGAAACAGGAAAACAAAAUGUCUUUGCAGCCUAUUGCAACUGUACCUAAUGGAGGCACUACUCCCAAAAUAAGUAAAACUGUGCUCAUGUCCAACAAAAGCAUGAAAAAGAACUUAGAACAUGCCCCUAAGAAAUCUCACCCAAAAGCCAAACCAGGGGUGCUGAAAACAAAAGACAAAGCAAAGGAGAAAGUCCCUAGCAGUAACGUUAUGCCAGGAAGCCCAACAAAAACUGUGUAUAAAAAGCCACAAGAAAAGAAAGGGUGUAAAUGUGGUCGUGCCACCCAAAAUCCAAGUGUUCUUACAUGCCGUGGCCAACGCUGCCCUUGCUAUUCUAACCGCAAAGCCUGCCUUGACUGCAUAUGCCGUGGCUGCCAAAACUCAUACAUGGCUAACGGGGAGAAGAAGCUGGAGGCAUUUGCAGUGCCAGAAAAGGCCUUGGAGCAGACUAGGCUUACUUUGGGCAUUAAUGUGACAAGCAUUGCAGUGCGCAAUGCCAGCACAAGCACCAGUGUAAUCAAUGUGACAGGGUCACCAGUAACUACGUUUUUAGCUGCCAGUACACACGAUGAUAAAAGUUUGGAUGAAGCUAUAGACAUGAGAUAUGACUGUUGAAUCUUUCUUUCUUUUCCCUGCCAUCAGUAGGGGAACUGCUACAGUUUUAAGGCAGCUAUGGUUCUGUUUAACUUGCUGGAGCUCCUGCGUUUAGAUCACUUGUAUCAAGUGUUUUUCAUUGCUAUGUUAUGUGUAUUAGUGUCUGGGAAAUAGUUGCAGAUAAUGGAGGAGUUACCCUUAAAUCUGUUUUUAGUUCUUACAGCACCUCAUAGUUUGAGAUCAAUUGCUGAUGUAAAUGAUUUUAUCACAAGAUCUGUGGCAAGGAAUAUAUUUAACCUCAUUGUACUUGGUCAUGCUUUGUGCUCAGUCAAAGCUUCUGCUUAAAUGUGGCAAGGUGGUAUCUAGUUAGUCCAUCUAAACUGUGCUAGGUUAUGAUGUAGAACAGUCAUUAUCGAUUAGUUACGGCCACCACUACUGGACAAAUGACCUAAUAUUCCUGUAGGAAAACACAGCAUUGAGCUGGAGAAUACAGACUGAAAAGGGUAGAUAAUUUCUGACGCUGAGAAUUGGUUAUCUACUCAAUGGAAUAGUUUAAAAAUUAAAAAAAAAAUUAGUAAUAUAUUGAGAAAGCUAAUAGCCCAAAAAGCAGCUCAGUCUCCAGACAAGGGUCAGGAAGACCAGUUGGUUAGAUACGGACCUCGAACUGCUGACUUGGGUGUGCUGCCCUGUUAAGGCCACCAUUCUUUUUUUUUGUUUGUUUUCUUGACAAUUCCACAGGUCACAUUCCUGAUCAGUUUUGCCCACUGUGCCAACUCGGCUUGUUUGACGUGUUACUGUUUCAGCUGGGGCAAGAAAAUUAUUUGUACACAAAGAAGGCUCAAGUUUUAUUAGCACCAUUCUUUUCUUUCUUUCCUCUGUGCCUGCCCCAUCCCCCCCCCCCUUUUUUUUUUUUUUGAGUUCCUGCUGAUUUUACUGCUGUUACUUCUAGAAAAGAGAGGGGAUUUUGUGGGUUACAGAGAAACUCCUUGGCUGAUUCCCCCUCCUUCCCCCUGCCUCUGCUGCCGAUCAGUGCCUGGGAUACACAGGGACUUCUGCAGCAGUUAUCAGCUGGGGGAGAGGAUCGAUUGCCAUCUAAGGUCAAAUAUUUCAGAUGUCUGUUAGACAGAAUAAGCUAUAUAACUUCACCCAGAAUCUAUCUCAUUUUUUCACUGAUAUGUUGAAAGUAGCUUUUGAGAGUUAGUGCUUUUCCACCUGGGCUGAAAGGCUCUAAAAUGGAGAUAUAACACAAAGUUGUCAAAAAGCUUAUCCCAGAAAGUGUUAAAAUGAAAGUAGGAAUUCAGCUUUAUGCAAGAACGGUUUAUUUCAGUGUAAACCCUAAAUAAGAGUGCAAGCAGAAGAAUUUAGUCUUGCAUUUAGGGUUUCACUGGCAGCCUAAAAAAGAUGAUGAUGUGAAAGCGUAAAUUUCUCCUCUUUGAAUGAUACAGCACAAAUUAAACAUGGGCUGACUAGAACACAAACCAGUGCCUUCUCAUUUUGAAGGCAGUUCCUGUUUCAACAGCAUGUUAAAAUAGUAUGUGAAUUUUUUGAGUUACAUUACUGCUUCCGUCUUUCCUUUCACUCAUCCCAUGAGCCCCGCAGCGCUUUCUGACCUAACACUAGGUGUAUUUUGAUUUGGCACAAAGCACGUACAAUGAUGGUUCCUCACCUAAGAAAUAAGCAAAAACCUUUGGACACAAAUGACACCUCCUUUUGUUUUGUAGUGUACCAUGGUGUCAUUUUCUGUGAAUGUGGUCAGAUCUUUUUGUUGGUUUUGGUUUGUUUCUCCCCCCGUCUUUUUUGUGGGGUGGGUAGGGUGGGGGGUUAAAGCCAUAGGAAAGAAAAAUGUGAUGUAUGUGUCCAGUCUGUACUUUUUUGUUUUUGUUUUGCAAGAAGAGUUGAAAAAUAUUUUUGAUAAUGAGUAAAUGGUGGAAAAUG